GAUUGGAUCAAGAAGCCCUGCGUGGACAUUGGAGCCUCGUUUCUGUACUGCGACUGUCCAUCGUCUCUUCCCACGAGUGGGCGACACCAAGAAACAGCGACUGACGCCCAGAAAAAAGAUGGCGAUGGCUCCGGAGUACGGCGCUUUCGUGAGCAAAUUCGUGCUCGAGCCUCCUUCCCCGUCUCCCUCGCUUCCCUUGGCCGGCCUCACCUUCGCCGUCAAGGACAUGUGAUCAGCUGACAUGAGCGGUGAAGAAAGGAGGAAGAAAAAGAGGAGGAGGGAGGGGGAAGAGCUGGUCGUUUUCAGUACCAUGUUGUCGUUAAAUGUCACACGCCAUGUUGAUUGAUGACGAGGUGUUUAAUGCUCGCCGCAUUUUCUUCCUAUAAGUUCUCGAAAGAAAUACAGAGCAUCGAGCAUAGACGGCUCGGCUUUGACGUUGAAGGACAUGUGACUGGGUUUGGAAAUCCUGAUUGGGCGAGGACUCAUGAGCCUGCAUCUUCCACAGCUCCAGCUGUUUUGAAUGUGUUGAAAGCGGGUGCUACAUGUGUUGGAAAAACUGUGAUGGAUGAAAUGGCAUACAGCUUAACUGGGGACAAUAAACAUUACGGCACACCAAGGAACCCAUGUGCACCCGAUUAUGUGCCUGGAGGAUCUUCCAGUGGAUCUGCUGUUGCAGUAGGAGCAAUGCUUGUCGAUUUCUCCCUAGGAAGCGACACUGGAGGAAGUGUAAGAGUUCCCGCAUCUAAUUGUGGGAUUCUCGGAUUUCGACCUUCACAUAAUGCCAUUAGCACUGUUGGAGUCAUUCCAAUGGCACAAAGUUUGGAUACAGUAGGUUGGUUUGCUAGGGAACCAAGCAUCUUGAAGAAGGUUGGUCGUGUUCUUCUUGAGUUGCCUGAUGCAGAUCCAAAUAGACCUAGUCAGGUCAUUAUUCCAACGGAUUGUUUCCAGCUUUUAAACAUUCCAAGUGAGCGACUGACUCAAGCUCUUGUAAGAUCAGUGGAGAAAUUAUUUGGAGGUGCUAUAAUUAAGCAUGCUGUCCUUGGGGACUACAUCAGAGACAGCGUUCCGGCCUUGAGUUCUUUCCUGUGUCAAAUAAAUGAGGAUCAAGUAGACAGCAUACCAUCUUUGGCAGCUCUUUCUAGUGCAAGGCAGUUGCUUCAGAGGUAUGAGUUCAAGAAUAAUCACAAGGAUUGGGUCUCUGCUGUCAAACCCGAUUUGGACCCAGUGAUAUCAGAACGGGUCAGGCAAGCCCUCCAGAUAACUGAAGAAAAUAUUGAUAUCUGUUGGUCAGUGAAGAAAGAAUUACAUUCUGCUCUUACUUCACUACUCGGGGAUUUCGGUAUCCUUGCAAUCCCCACGGUUCCUGGGCCUCCGCCAAAGCUACAAACAGAUGCAUCCUCUGUGGAUAUCAUCGAUGAAAAGGCAUUGAAUUUGCUUUCCAUUGCCGGUUUAUCGGGAUUCUGUCAGGUAAGCAUACCGAUGGGGCUGCAUGAUAAUUUGCCUAUCUCGAUAUCCUUGCUGGCGAAAAACGGUGCCGAUGGGUUCCUGCUAGACCUCGUCGAGACACUGUAUGAGUCUCUUAAGGAGCAAGCUGCUAUCGUAGAGAAAUCAGUUUGACGUAUGUACAAUGUACGCCUCGUCCAUUUCCCGGGAUGCUUCUAGCUAUAUUUACAGGCCGAUAUCCUUGUACUUAUGCUGUGUGCGGUCGAAUGUAGCGUGGACUCUGUGAUCUUCGUAAGGCUGUGUUGCUGAGAAAAUAAAGUUCUGUAUAUCAUACAUUGCAGCCCACUUGUUUAUGCUGAGUGCGGCGAGGGAGAUGAUGGAAGUUCUAGAGGGGGAGGUCGGAAUCCUGAUUCUAAUGGAGGGAUGAGGUCUGACUAAGGUCGUGAAACCUCGCCAUUUUCGGAUUGGAUUGUGCAAUCGUGACAGACUGCCACGUGGGUCGCUAAAGCUUAUCCGUCUUUCUUUCUUAACCUAUUUUUAUUUUCCUUUUUAAUCGUUGUAAGGGUCCUUUGAAAGGCUUACAUUAGAUGGGGCACUACUUGUUGGA
This is a messenger RNA of Eucalyptus grandis, 2050 nucleotides long. Its product is annotated as amidase 1-like. The record is from RefSeq and is a predicted model, not a curated record. Lineage: Eukaryota; Viridiplantae; Streptophyta; Magnoliopsida; Myrtales; Myrtaceae. The coding region runs from base 346 to 1617 and encodes 423 amino acids. The transcript is spliced from 10 exons.